AUGGACAGUGUGCUGGACCCUUUCUCUGGACUCGACUCUUUCUCCUCCCCUCCUUAUUUCGACGAUGACGAGUUUUUCACCGACCAGUCCUCAAGAGACGGACACUUGGACACUGAUGAUUUUUUGGAUGACGACGUUGACUUCCUCGCCAGUCACUUCCAAGACUAUUACAGCAAAGACGGCGGCAGCAGAGCAGCGCCUCACGAUGGAGACUACGACAUCGGCAACUUGUCAUUCUCCUCCUCAUCCUCCACCUUCUCCUACGGCUGCGCCGACAGCACCCCGGAUCUGUCCCCUCAGAUGAGCCAUCACGGCGGGCCGUUACUGAAGCGGAGGAGGCGGAUGAGGUCUGACAUGGAGAUGCAGCAGCUGAGACAGGCGGCCAACGUCAGGGAGCGGCGGAGGAUGCAGUCCAUCAAUGACGCGUUUGAGGGGCUCCGCUCCCACAUCCCGACACUGCCCUACGAGAAGAGGCUCUCCAAGGUGGACACUCUGCGGCUCGCCAUCGGCUACAUCAACUUCCUCGCCGAGCUCGUGCAGUCUGAUCUGCCCAUCAGAAACUCCAGCAGCGAGACGCACGCGCAGCCCAAGAAGGUCAUCAUCUGUCACAGAGGAACAAGAUCUCCUUCCCCCAGCGACCCGGACUACGGCCUGCCUCCCCUCGCCGGUCACUCUCUGUCCUGGUCGGAUGAAAAGCAACUCCGAGAGCAGAACAUCAUCCGCACCGCUAAAGUCUGGACACCGGAAGACCCCCGAAAGCUGCACAACAAAUCAGGCCUCACGGACAUUGAAAACGAGCCUCCUUUUGGCCUGGUGGCCUAAACAGAAACACCAGAGUUCCUCUGACUCAUUCUGUAAAACGCACAUUGUAAAUGUGAAGUGGAUUGUGUUAAUGCGCUUUUGAGAGCGCAUUGCAAAAAAAAUGUGAACACUAUGUGAGCUUAUUGUACAGUUUCCGAUAUUGUCUUCAAUGUUGUAAAUAGUUUUAUCAUGUUGAUAAUUUUAUUUUUCUAA
Epinephelus fuscoguttatus (brown-marbled grouper) is the source of this 1014-nucleotide messenger RNA. RefSeq names its product pancreas associated transcription factor 1a (gene ptf1a). The record is from RefSeq and is a predicted model, not a curated record. The coding region runs from base 1 to 822 and encodes 273 amino acids. Gene Ontology annotation, biological process: developmental process; regulation of transcription by RNA polymerase II. The transcript is spliced from 2 exons. Gene Ontology annotation, molecular function: protein dimerization activity; DNA-binding transcription factor activity, RNA polymerase II-specific; RNA polymerase II transcription regulatory region sequence-specific DNA binding. NCBI's taxonomy places the organism in Eukaryota, Metazoa, Chordata, Actinopteri, Perciformes, Serranidae.